AUGAACAAGGCCCGGCCUCGAUAUAUAGUUGACCGGACAAUAUACUCCCUACAACUCUUCAAUGAGGAAUAUGAGAAGAAAUGUCGCAGUUACCCUGUUGGAGGAAAAGCCAGAAAGCUUUUAAGCUGUUCCCCAUCCAAACUCAAGGCUUUUAUAUUUGGACUUUUCCCCAUCCUCACAUGGCUUCCAAAAUACAAUUUGAAAGAGUACGCCCUUCCUGAUAUUCUCGGAGGUGUCAGUGCUGGCACUAUCCAAGUGCCCCAAGGUAUGGCAUUUGCUCUUCUAGCUAACCUACCUCCAGUGAAUGGUCUGUAUUCAUCGUUUUUCCCUCUCGUUCCAUAUUUCUUCUUAGGAGGGAUUCCACAAAUGGUUCCAGGGACGUUUGCUGUCAUCAGCAUCAUAGUCGGAAAUGUUUGUAAUCAGUUGGCUCCAGAAUCUGACUUUCAGUAUUUAAACUACACCACAAAUAAGACCAUCACAGACACAGAGGCAUUGAAUAAUGCACGGCUACAAGUCUCUGCUACACUGGCAUGCCUGACAGCCAUAAUACAGAUAGCAUUGGGCUUUGUACAGUUUGGCUUUGUAGCCAUCUACCUGUCGGAGUCCUUCAUUCGUGGCUUUAUGACAGCUGCUGGCCUGCAGAUUCUCAUCUCUGUGCUCAAGUACAUCUUUGGAAUAGCAGUCCCACCUUACAGUGGCCCCCUGGCCAUUGUAUAUACAUUCAUAGACAUAUGUAAGAACCUUCCAAAGACCAAUGUGGCAUCUCUUGUCUUUGCCUUGAUCAGCACCGUGCUGCUCAUCGUUGUCAAGGAACUGAACGCAAAAUACAUGCACAAGAUUCGCUUUCCCAUUCCAAUGGAGAUCAUUAUUGUUAUAAUUGCCACAGCUAUAUCAGGCAGUUUAAACUUGCCUGACAAGUAUGAGAUGAAUAUAGUGGGGCAGAUUCCACUUGGAUUCCCUGCACCUACGUUGCCCACUGUCAGUCAGUGGGGUGAUAUGAUUGGCACUGCAUUCUCUCUUGCAAUUGUUGGCUAUGUGAUAAACCUUGCCAUGGGCCGAACACUGGGAGCUAGACAUGGCUAUGAUGUUGACCCAAACCAGGAAAUGUUGGCUCUUGGAUGCAGUAAUUUCUUUGGCUCAUUCUUCUUUAUCCAUGUUAUUUGCUGUGCCUUGUCAGUCACGCUGGCUGUGGACGGAGCUGGAGGAAAAUCACAGAUAUCCAGUUUCUUUGUCAUGAUGGUAGUUAUGGUGACCAUGCUGGCACUUGGGACGUAUCUGAACCCUCUGCCAAAGUCCGUUUUAGGUGCCCUCAUAGCUGUGAACCUGAAGAACUCUCUGAAGCAGCUGGCUGAUCCUUUCUACCUUUGGAAAAAGAGCAAACUUGACUGUUGUGUCUGGCUUGUGAGUUUUUUCUCCACCUUUAUCCUGGGCUUGCCAUACGGAGUGGCUGUUGGAGUUGGAUUUUCUAUCCUGGUUGUGAUUUUUAAUACCCAGUUUCGGAAUGGUUCAGCAUUGGGUCAGGUGGCUUCUACCGAUAUAUACAAGAAUCCUAAAGUCUACAGCAAGGUUGAGCCAAUUGAUGGAAUUAAAAUAGUUACAUACUGCUCCCCAUUAUAUUUUGCCAACUCCGAAAUAUUUCGUCAGAAAGUUAUUAAAAAGACUGGUUUAGACCCUUGCAAGGCCUAUCUGGCUAAGAAAAAAUACUUGAAGAAGCAAGAGAAAGAGGAACAUAUGAGACAACGAGGAUCUAUCUUUAUGAAAAAUAAGACGUUGUCUCUUCAAGAACUCCAAGAGGACUUUGACGGAGCUGAACCCACAGAUUCUAACAACAAUAGCACUGUGAAUGGGACUAGUAGUGCAAUCAGUUACAUAGCAUCCAAUACUCUCACAGUGGGGCCACCUACAUUGCGGAACAUUCCAAACGGAGCAUCGACACCAGGGCAAAUAGAAGAUCCAAUCAUUACUGCCCCUCCCAUUGUUAAUUUCCACACAGUUAUCAUUGACAUGAGUGGGGUCUGCUUUGUAGAUCUUAUGGGAAUUAAAGCUCUUGGAAAGCUAUGUACUAGUUUUCAAAGGAUUGGUGUGAAUUUCUUCUUAGCAGAUGUACAAGCUCAAGUCUAUGAUGAUAUUGAGCUUGGGGGAGUGUUUGUUGAGGGUGGUCUAGACCGGGAUCACCUCUUCCUCACUGUGCAUGACGCUGUGCUGUAUGCAUUGGCCAAAAAUACUGGAACAAGGCAAACAACUCCUACAGGGAAGGGAUCUGGUGACACAGAGAUCCACAUACAGGACACACAAGAUGAGAUCAGUGAUGAUUAUCCUAACCUGGAGGAGGCAAUGUUUGGCAGUAUGUUUCAAGCUGAAGUUCAGACUGCUUUGUGACAACCCUAAUCCCGCCACAUAAGCAAUAUCCCCCGUACAAGCAGAUGCCUCUUUUAUUGCUCGGCCGAAUGGCAGGACAUGUAACUUCAUGAUUCACCUAGACCUGACCACU
Bombina bombina (fire-bellied toad) is the source of this 2491-nucleotide messenger RNA. It is a transcript of the gene SLC26A9, whose product is annotated as solute carrier family 26 member 9. Gene Ontology annotation, biological process: transmembrane transport. Gene Ontology annotation, molecular function: sulfate transmembrane transporter activity; chloride transmembrane transporter activity; oxalate transmembrane transporter activity. Bases 1 to 2379 code for a protein of 792 amino acids. Gene Ontology annotation, cellular component: membrane. The transcript has 20 exons. The record is from RefSeq and is a predicted model, not a curated record. Lineage: Eukaryota; Metazoa; Chordata; Amphibia; Anura; Bombinatoridae.